This is a messenger RNA of Drosophila grimshawi, 4268 nucleotides long. Its product is annotated as CD109 antigen. Gene Ontology annotation, molecular function: endopeptidase inhibitor activity. The record is from RefSeq and is a predicted model, not a curated record. Gene Ontology annotation, cellular component: extracellular region. The transcript has 8 exons. The coding region runs from base 1 to 4188 and encodes 1395 amino acids. Lineage: Eukaryota; Metazoa; Arthropoda; Insecta; Diptera; Drosophilidae.
AUGUCGCGGAAUUUAGCAGAAUUCUGCUUUUUAUUUUGUGCACUUCAAUUGGGACUACUCAUAAAUGCUGCUGGAACACAUCCAUUUCCAUUUACAAUUUUCAGCCUGUAUACGGUGAUUGGGCCUGGCACCAUCCGCUCCAACUUUAAAUACAAUGUGGCAGUAUCUGUGCACAAAGCGGACGCAAAUAGUCUGAUUAAAGUGGGCAUCACUGGUCCAUCCUUCAAUGAGACCAAACAGGUCGAAGUGCAACCAAUGUCAAUGGUAAAUGUUGAAUUCGAUGUGCCCAAAUUAAUGUAUGGAGCAUAUAGUCUGACUGCCACUGGUAUUGAGGGCAUUAUAUUUGAGAACUCAACGGAACUGAAUUAUAAGAAAAACACAGCAUCGACUUUUAUACAAUUUGAUAAGGCAACCUAUAAACCAGCGGAUCUGGUACAGUUUCGAGUGCUCUUCCUCGAUGAGAAUACACGACCAGCCACGAUUGACCAGCCCAUAACAAUUUUGAUUAAUGAUGGUGCCCAGAAUCGUAUCAAGCAAUUAUCGGAUGUCAAAUUAAACCAGGGCAUCUAUACAGGACAGCUGCAAUUAUCGGAACAACCCGUGCUGGGUACGUGGAAUAUUGUGGUCACUUUGGCCGAUGAAACUGCGGAAACUAAAUCCUUUGAGGUGGCCAAAUAUGUUUUGCCCAAAUUUGAGGUCAUUGUGGAAUCAGCAAAAGAUGUUGCCAUACAGGAUGGUGUCAUUAAGGCCACGAUUCGAGCCAAAUAUACCUAUGGCAAACCGGUCAAAGGCAAAGCCACCGUUUCUCUAAAACCCAAUGAUGCUUAUUUGGAUGACGCUGACGGUAGAAUGGAUCAAAUUAAAAGCAUCGAUAUCGAUGGCAAGGCCCACAUUGAGUUCCCACUUCAGCCAAAUUCACGUUCUACGCCUCCUUUGGAAAUAUUUGCUGUGGUCACCGAAGAUUUGACGGGUCGGCAGCAUAAUAGUUCGACAAUUGUCAAUUUGCAUGCGCAACGACAUAAAAUUGAGGCACUCGAUGCACCCAACAAUUAUCAUCCCAACAAAUCGUUUAUCUAUCAAUUUGUUGUCAAGAAUUUGGAUGGUUCCCCCGUGCAAGAUGCGACGAAAAAAGCAAAAAUCUGCUUCGAGCACAAUAAUGAAAUCGUUGAAUUUGAGGCAACCUUGAUUGAACAUGGUAUUGCCACAUUUAAUUGUAUACUGUCGGCAAAUACGUUGCAGUAUAGCAUUACGGGCUAUUAUGCAAACUCCAAUUCCUCCUUGGGUUCGAUUCAAAGAUUUCAACCGGAAAUUGACUCCGCUGUGCCACUGAAAAUCCAAAUAAACACAAAAACUCCAAAAUUGGGUAAGAGUGUUUCGUUUGAUGUGACAUCGAAUGAACCUAUUCCAUAUUUUCAAUACGCGAUUGUCGCUCGGGGCAAUAUUGUGAAAGCGGAGCAUGUUGAAGUGCCACAAGGUCGCAAGAACCACACCGUUAAGUUUACACCCACGUUUGCAAUGGUGCCACAGGCCUCCAUCUAUGUCUACUACAUCUCUGACAACGAGCUGCGCUUCGAGGAGAAAGCAAUCGAUUUCGACAAGGAUUUCGAGAACUCUAUCGAAAUCUCUGCUCCAUUGGAAGCGAAGCCCAGCGAAGAAGUGAAACUGCAGAUCAAAACUGAUGCCAAUUCGUAUGUGGGUCUGCUUGGUGUAGAUCAGAGUGUUUUGUUGUUCAAGUCUGGAAAUGAUUUGACUCGCGAGGAUGUCUUCAGCAGUCUGAAUAAGUACAAGACAACGACACCCUGGCAGCAAGGCAGCUAUGAUCCCUAUCCGGGAGAAUUUUCGGGUUUGGUCACACUGACAAAUGCCAAUUAUCCCUAUAAUUGGGAUGUUGAGGAAGAAUUUUAUACGGUUGAAGCUGAAGAGUCAGCAGCCACGUCCCAAAUUCGAAAGGAAUUCCCUGAAACUUGGAUUUUUCAGAAUAAUAUAACUACCGAUGCAGAAGGUCUUACCUUGACUAAAAAGAUACCGGAUACUAUUACUUCAUGGGUUGUGACUGGUUUCUCCUUGAAUCCAACAACUGGAUUUGCCCUCACUCAAAGUCCCAGCAAAAUUCGAGUAUUUCGUCCAUUUUUUGUCUCCACAAAUUUGCCACAUUCUGUGAAGAACGGUGAGGUCAUUGCCAUACCUGUCAUCAUUUUCAACUAUAUGGAUAAGGCACUCGAUGCAGAGAUUACAAUGGAUAACUCGGAUAAGGAAUAUGAAUUUGCUGAGGCAACCAAUGAAGUUGAGGAGAAAGCAAUCGAUGAAAUACAACGAGUUAAACGAGCUACAAUCGCCUCGAACAGUGGUCAGAGUGUCUCGUUUAUGAUUCGGCCCAAGAAUGUGGGAACGAUCACGCUAAAGAUUAAUGCAAUAACUCCACUGGCAGGUGAUGCGAUCCAACAGAAAUUAAAGGUCGAACCGGAGGGAGUGACAAAGUAUGAAAAUCGAGCAGUUUUCAUCAAUCUUAAGGCUGAUCAAUCGGAAAUGCAACACGAACUCGAGGUUGAAAUUCCCCCACAUUCCGUAAAAGACUCGGAACUUAUAGAGUUCUCUGUCGUUGGUGAUCAAGUGGGUCUCGUCAUCAAUAAUUUGGAUAAUUUGGUGCGUAUGCCCUAUGGCUGUGGUGAACAGAAUAUGGUAAAUUUUGUGCCCAAUAUUCUGGUCCUCAAUUAUCUGGAAGCGACCAGCCGCAAAAUGCCCAUCGUUGAGGCAAAGGCGAAAAAAUUCCUCGAGAUUGGCUAUCAGCGUGAGUUGACCUAUAAACACGAUGAUGGCUCCUAUAGUGCCUUUGGCAAAUCUGAUCCUUCGGGCAGCACAUGGUUAACUGCGUAUGUCAUGCGCUCUUUCCACAAGGCUGCCAAAUACACCGAUGUCGAUCCCAAGGUUAUAGGAGAAGGCUUGGAUUUCCUGGCCUCCAAGCAAAAAGAUAAUGGCGAGUUUCCCGAAGUGGGCAAAUUAUUUGAUAAUUCCUAUCAGAAUGAAUUGGGAUUAACAUCAUUUGUGCUGCUUGCGUUCUUUGAAAAUGAAGAAGUGCUAUCGAAGUAUCAACAAACCAUCAACAAGGCCCUGGAAUAUGUUGCUCAAGAGGUGGACAAGACAGAUGAUCAAUAUUCGCUAUCGAUUGCCGCCGUUGCUCUGCAAUUGGCCAAGCAUCCGAAGACCAAGCAAGUUUUGGCCAAGUUGGACACUGUUGCCAAGCAGCAAAAUGGCCAGAAAUGGUGGUCCAAAACCACCGCGAAGAACUCAACGGAUGCAGAACGAUUGAUCAGUUGGCGGCCCAGCACUAGUAACGAUAUUGAGAUUACAUCUUAUCUGCUGAUGGCACUCCUCGAAGAGGAGGCAGCAGAAGCAACGCUGCCCAUUGCCAAGUGGUUGAUUGCCCAGCGGAACAGCAAUGGAGGCUUCUCCUCCACAAAGGACACCGUCGUCGGUCUGGAAGCACUGACUAAGUUUGCCAAGAAGACUGGCUCUGGCAGCGGCACCAUUGACAUUGAUUUCGUUAGGUCUGGGAACGAUAAAAAUGAUAACGAUAACGAUAACAAGGGCACUAUCAAAGUGAAUCCCGAGAACUCACUGGUACUUCAGAGUCACGUUUUGCCCGGCAGCACACGUAAGGUUCGCUUCACAGCCAAGGGUCAGGGUUCGGCAAUGGUGCAAUUAUCCUAUCGAUAUAAUAUCGCUGACAAAGAGAUGAAACCCGCCUUCAAGGUGAGGCCCACUGUUAAGGAUACAUCCUCGCAGCUGUUGAGUGUGGAGGUGUGUGCCGAGUAUGUGCCCCUUGAGUCGAGUAACCAGACCAGUGACUCCAACAUGGCCGUCAUGGAAAUUGCCUUGCCCUCGGGCUACGUCAGCGAUGCCGAUAGUUUCGAUAAAAUUGAGGCAGUCGAUAGAGUUAUGCGCAUCGAUACCAAGAACUCGGAUUCCACGGUAAUGGUCUACUUUAACAGCCUGACUCCGGGUGAUGUCAAGUGUAUCCCGGUGGAGGGCAUCCGGGCGCAUCUGGUGGCCAAGCAACAACCGGCUGCUGUCUCCCUCUACGACUACUAUGAGACAGAUCGACGUGCCACGGAGUACUAUCAGGUCGCCUCCUCGCUCUGUGACAUCUGUGAGGGCUCCGAUUGUGGUUCGGGUUGUAAUAAGAAAUAAACAAAUGUAAUCGUUUCUUUAAAAGUCCAUUAACACUUCACCUCCGCGUGGUGUUUAAUAAAUAUUUAAGUGCAUUCUAA